ACGGUGGCCGACAGGGGUCGCUGCACUGCAACAAAAGAAAACACAUGCAAAUAGAAAAAACACCAGCAAAUAAAGAAAACAUCUUCAUCAGUUUGACAACACAUGCGCUGCAAAAACUCGCAACACAUCCAAAUUCAGAAAACACGUUGCAAAUUCUUAAAACACAAACAAAAACAGAAACGCGUUCCAAAACUCACAACACGAACAAUAACACAAAAGCGCUGCAAGUUCUAAAAAAACACGACCAAUAACAGAAACGCGCUGCAAGCGGAUCAAACGACAACGGAAGUGUUUCAGGGGGGACGCAAAAAGUGAUGCACCAGUCUGGGAAAUGUUUUUCCGGAAAUGUUUACAGAGCUUAGACAAGUUGUAAGAGGGUUAAAGUCAAGUUAAACUAAUGGUAAUGUAUUGUCCAUAUUGUGGACGUGAAUUGGCAGGCCAUAUUGGAUGUUAUUGUAGUUCCUGUGGCAGCAACAUUCAAUUUUUGGCACCCUUUCUACAUGACGGCCCAGGAACGGUCUCAGAUGAACUCUCAGAGGCAGGCCUUAUCCGUAAAUACUUCUUAGAGGGCCACACAUACCAAGUGAUCUGUGACUUUCUUGAAACAAGACACAACAUUUUCUUGAGUCUAAAAACCUUAAAGAGAAGGCUAAAGAGGGCAGGUUUAACUAGGAGGACUGACUUUACUCCCAUUGCCUCUGUGCAUGCCGCUAUUAGUCAUGAGUUGACGGGUUCAGGACGGCUUUUAGGUUACAGAGCUAUGUGGCAGACAUUAAGACAAAAGCAUGGCCUGACAGUUAAACGGGAUGAUGUAAUGAAUGCUCUUCGCAGACUGGAUCCAUCUGGAGUUCAUCUUCGCCAUACACGCAGGUUUGUCCGAAGAGGAUACUUUACAGAAGGACCAAACCAAGUGUGGCAUGUUGAUGGGUAUGAUAAGCUCAAACCAUUUGGUAUUGGCAUCAGUGGAUGCAUUGAUGGAUUUUCAAGGAAAGUGAUGUGGCUCUGCAGUGCCAGCUCUAAUAACGAUCCAGGAAUUAUUGCUCAUAAUUAUAUGCAGUGUGUAUUUCAAUUUGGGCUUCCUGCACGCCUUCGCACAGACUGUGGAACAGAAAAUGGCACUAUGGUAGCCAUUCACUGUGCAUUAAGGUCACAUCAUACAGAUGAUUUCGCUGGAGUACUGAGUCAUAUGUAUGGCACCUCGACUGCAAACCAGCGAAUUGAGAGUUGGUGGUCCUUUUUUAGAAAGCAAAGGACUCAGUUCUGGAUUGAUCUCUUCAGUGACCUACGGGAGCGGCACCUUUUCAGUGGUAGCCAUGAACAUAAGUGCCUUCUAAGGUAUGUCUUCUUGGGCGUCUUGCAGAAAGAGCUUGAUGAAUACAGAGAACUUUGGAAUAACCACACCAUCCGGCCUGUUCGUCAAUCUCGUUGUCCUUCUGGUAAACCUGAAGCCAUGUACCACCUGCCUCAUAGGUUUAAUGCAAGGGACUGUGGAUUCCCAGUGUUUUAGGAAGUCUUACAAGAGUUUGAGGACAUUCUGCCUGAACAGCGGAGUCUGUGUGGGGAUGAUAAUCUUCAAGUUCAUUUUGCGAAUUUACAGAGACAGAGUAGACUGGCUUCACCAGUCAACUGGACAACUGCUGUUGAGAAUUACAUAUCACUCAAAAAUAUGUCUGGACUUUAGAAUUCAGUUAAUUUAGUACAUUUCUUACUGUAAAUAUUUAUUUUUGUGAGUGGAAGCAGUUGCUGAGGACUUCCUUAGGACAACUUUAACCUUCUCAAUAUUUUGAUAUUUUUGCACCAUCAGAUUACAGAUUUUCAAAUAGUUGUAUAUCAGGACAAAUAUUGUCCCAUCCUCAAAACACUAUUUAUCUA
This is a messenger RNA of Misgurnus anguillicaudatus (oriental weatherfish), 1872 nucleotides long. Lineage: Eukaryota; Metazoa; Chordata; Actinopteri; Cypriniformes; Cobitidae. The record is from RefSeq and is a predicted model, not a curated record.